Molecule: messenger RNA, 1218 nt
Organism: Candoia aspera
Lineage: Eukaryota; Metazoa; Chordata; Lepidosauria; Squamata; Candoiidae
Gene: NPC2
Product: NPC intracellular cholesterol transporter 2
Exons: 4
Coding region: 92-553 (153 amino acids)
Biological process (GO): cholesterol efflux; intracellular cholesterol transport
Molecular function (GO): cholesterol binding
Source: RefSeq, a predicted model, not a curated record
UCACGUGAUCCGGUCGCAAGCGCUUAUUUUUCCGUCCGCUCAGCUCAGGAUCUGGAGAAGUUUCUUGUUCUUUAGGUCUGCGCGACAGCGGAUGAAACGAAGAGAAAUGUUGGCUGUUACCCUGGCUUUGCUUCUGGCCGUCGGCUCCGGGGUGUUGGCCGAACCGCUUAAGUUCCUGGACUGUGGUUCCAAAGAUGGAAAUAUUUUGGAGGUUAAUGUUACUCCCUGCCCUACAGAACCUUGCCUUCUCCACAAAGGAGUGGCUUACACUGUCAAUGUCACAUUUUCCAGUAAAAUUGACAGCCAAGGCAGCAAAGCAAAGGUGUAUGGGGAAAUGCUGCACGUAGAUAUUCCCUUCCCACUUGAAGAGUCUGAUGGAUGCAAGUCUGGGAUCAAAUGCCCUAUUCAGAAGGACCAUUCUUACAGCUACUUGAACAAGCUCCCAGUGAAGAGCGAGUACCCAUCUGUUAAACUCAUUGUCAAGUGGGAGUUAUAUGAUGACCAAGAGGGAUUGUUAUUCUGUUGGAAGAUUCCUGUCCAAAUUACCAGCUGAAAAAAAAAAACCACCUCGCCCUCAAAGAUUAUGGAGGAUGGAAGGACUGGAUUUGAUAAAGAAGACUAAAAUAUUUUGCUGUACAAGGCAUUUCCUGUUUCAGCCCCUAAACGAUCUGUGCAAUAAUUGUUCUCGGAGUCAAAGCCUAGAUGCAGAACCAAAUGGAUAGCCAGAAUAAACAGUGGGUUGAUGGAUACCUUGCUGUAACUCAGGGCAAAGUUUCUUAUAAUAAUUGAAAGAAAAUGUGUAUGGAGGAUUUAUGUUGCUUGAUAUGGAAUACCUACCACAAAAAUAUUUUUUUCUUGUAAGAAAACUGACCAAGCAAAGAUGAUUGCUGUAUUUCUAUCUUUUCAGUGCCUCUUGUGGUCAGAUACUGGCUGAAAAUCUCCAUCUGCUUUUCCCCUUAGUAUCAUGAGCUGAACUUUUUAGAAUUGUGGUUGCCAUCUGGAGCCAAAAGAAGACAGGAUAGCCACCUUUUGUGACUAAUUCUGUAGGGAUUGUACUCUCAGAAGGAGCCAAACCAAAUGGCACUUGAUCUCUAUGCAGAAAUAAUUUGUGUUAAUCAUUUUGCACUACCUUGUAACUCAUUUAAAGUUGCUGUGGGAUGUAUUCCCAAAUACAACUACUUUUUAUAACUUUGUUUUUAAUAAACCCUUAGAAUCAAA